This is a messenger RNA of Trichosurus vulpecula (common brushtail), 6815 nucleotides long. RefSeq lists its product as uncharacterized. The record is from RefSeq and is a predicted model, not a curated record. The transcript has 48 exons. NCBI's taxonomy places the organism in Eukaryota, Metazoa, Chordata, Mammalia, Diprotodontia, Phalangeridae.
AUGGAUGAAAUUUAUAAGAUCGCUUCCACAGAGAGGAUCCAGCAGUUGGAAAAAGAACUGGAGGUUCAGUUGACUGAACUUAAGGCAGAAAUACAAGAACAUGGAGCUCUUAAGAAGUCACCUCAUUGGCCUUACAGCUCUAUCAGGUUACCAAAGGAUGUUUCUUACUUUAGAAAAGAGAGGGAACUGGCAUUGCGGAAAAGCUUACAGGUGGUGGAAUCAAAGCCCCUUGUUGUUCAAGCAGAUGUCCUGCAGAGGGAGCUAGAAAGCUGUUUAAGGAAAGAAUACACAGUUGAAAACUUAGCUUUGCUUCUGCACCAGUUUUACACAGACAGAAUUACCCAGUUGGUCCAGAGCAAAUACUUACACAUGCUUAGGUGGAAGAGGUUCUGCCAGCAUAGCAGCAUCGUGGAACAACUUUAUCCUCUUUACCAGGAGCAGGUUGGGCACAUUAUGCAGGAGUACAAUGAUGCUGUUCAGAGAGCUGAGAGGCUGGCUGUUGCCCGAGAAAACUUACUCACAGGAAAGAACAAUCCUGGGUACUUGGUAACACAGGAAGAUCUCGUUAUCUAUACCAAGUGGCUAGUAUGUCACCUACAUUCACUUAGAGACAUUCACAGUUACCUGAGGGUGUUACAGUACCUGCCCAUAUCUGACAGGUUGGAAGUAGCUGUACAGGAAGACCCUGAGGUGGGUCAAGAAAAUGGAGAUAGGUAUGCUGGACGUAUAGACCCUGAGUCUCUGCCUGUUGACAACCAGAAUUUUGGCUAUCCUGCUUUUUCAGUAACCAGCACUUCAGAGACAAUCAGAAAAGAAACUAACUCCAUUCUGCCCCACCAUAAAACAGAAGUGGUAGAACUGAAACCUCAGCUAGAACUCCUCCUGUCUCAUUUCAACAUCUGCUACAACACAGAGGAUCUAAAGAAUUCUGCUGAUGAGAUGGAGCUCUUUUCCCUGGUUGUUCAGAGGUUUCAGAACAUCUUCCAUGAACAACAGAGGUUGAAAAUAUUUCCCGCCUAUGAUGUCAAGGUGGCUAAAGUUGAAAACCGGGAUUUAUUUAAACCUACCAUGGCUUUAAAAAAGACAGCCAACUGGAUUCCCUUCAUAAAGAUUAAGCCAAAAUGUGAUCCUUGGCAGCAGAAGCUUUUGACCAAACUAAAAGAGCGAAACAGAAUUGAUGCAUUGAUGCAACUGCACACAAAGUUUUUGAAGGUUUCCAAACCACUGCAAGUGAUGGAGGCACUACAAGUUCAUGCAUCAGCAGCCCUGGAGCCAGCUUCAGUGCUUCAUUCCUUUGCAAAUGCCCAAGAUUUGGACCAGUGCACCUAUGAUCAAAUCUGGGAGGACAUUUAUAGCAACAUCAACCUUAACCAGGGUCAUGAAGGUGACCUUGAGUUGUCAGAAGCUAUGCGUACACCAAGUACAAGCUCUGACAAGAUCUACCAAGUUGGAAAGGCUCAAGAAGAGGGAGAAAAUACCGAGGAGGAAGAUCUUUCCAUGGAGGGCAAUGAUACCAGUAGAGCCCAAAUUAGUCCCAGUCACUAUGGUGGGGAACCUUCAAGGAAGAAGAAACAAACAGGGUACAAUUACCUUGGAGCCCUCCAACUGCUGGGAUUUGACGAAGGUGAUGAGACUGCUGAUAAAAAUCCUGUCAUGACGAGAGGAGCCUAUCUGUCCUUCCUGUGUCUUCGGCACCUAAGAAUCAGAGAGCUCCAACGCAUUUGCUUGGGAAUUCUGAAUUACUUCAGAUCCGUUGAGCGAACCCUAACAAUCCACACCUCGGGCCUUACAUCAGAUGCAAGGAAUCUAGUUUCCAGUAUGAAAGAUGCCUGUUGGGUAAAUACCGCAAGAGGAGGAGGUUCUAGUGCUGUUCGGGGUCUGGGAUCUCACCACUAUGUGCAUUAUACACCAGCAGACUACAAGGUCCAGAGUACCCAAUUCAUGGAAUUCUCAGAAGUGGAGAAUCAAGAUGACUUCUACACUAUGGAAGAUGGAUACAUCCAUGUCCAGGACCAGCAGGGAGCUUACGUGAUGUACGACUGUGCCUUACGCGAUCUGGAGGAACUGGAGAGCCAGCUACUGCUCCUAGUGAGCCAUUACAUUGAGAGAGAGAGAAGCCACAAAAGGGGCAGUGAAUCCAGGGGCAGCAGCCUCCCAGCAUGGGCCCAUGCAAGUGUGGAUCGAUUUGCAAUACUCUUUGACAUCUGGACUUGGGAGGCUACUCUCCUAGAAAACAAACGCCAGCUUCUUGACAGUUAUUUUGAAGCUUAUCAACAUGUCUUUGAUCAAGAAGAGAGAACUGCCUUGGCGCAAGUGAUGACGGACAUCAUGCACUGCCGCCCCCGGUUUGAUUUUAGUCACCCUUAUUUCAGGAAGACCUACAGGGAUGAGUGCAUCAAUCUGAGGCUUCAUCUGCAGCUGGUGAAGGACAUAUUCAACAGACAUAUAGAGUCACAAAGGGAAUAUGUACAAAGAAUAUGGCGAGAUGGUCAAAAAGGUAGUAUCAAUGAAUUUGGACUUCCUCCAAACAUAAUUUGCAAACAACUUAUCUCUAUUAACAAUAGCUGCCCAGCUUUAAAAAACAUUUACCUGUUGGAGUUCCAUCCUUCCCUCGGCCUGGCCUCCCUCAUCCCUAUAGCUCUACAGCACCUUUUCCAGGAGUUUUGCCACAUCUACAGACCCCACACGGCUCAUGCCAUCACCAUUCUGGAGAAACAGGUGCUCCAGCUGGCUCUGGACACAUGGCAGUCUGUGAGAAAGCCUGAGUCUCUCUAUAGUGCCCAGCUUCAGAAAGAUUUAUUUUCAGAUGCAGUGAUGGGAGAUCCCUUUCUUGUGGUUGAGAUAGGAAUGCUGGUUCUAGAGUCUGCAGCAGGAGAAGGAAAGAAACAAAGCCGAGAUUCCCAAGCUUUUCUUCUGGAGACCUUCUCCAGACUUUUGGAACUCCUGACUCUCCGCUACCGACUAAUAGAAAUAAGUGUGGAAAGUGCACACUUAGCCUGGCUUUACAAGAUACUUACCCAAGAGAUGGGUUUUGAUGAGUUCCAUUUGUACUUGAGGCCGGUCUACUUUGAAUUUGCAUUACAUAAGGAGAAAGCAGACCGGCCACCUCCGGUGUUCAUCACAGCUCUGCUGGAAGAUAAUAGUCCAGUAGACAGAUAUGCUCCCUCUACACUUCAACUGGCCAUCUCUGAGGUGGAUGAUAAUCAUAUUGGAAAAUUCAGUUUUCACAAAAAGGAAAGCAUUUUUCAGCUCUUGUUCCAUUCAGGAGUGGAAAACAUGCAAGUGACUCUCGCUUGCCAGACUGCUCAGAAAAAUGCUCUGAUGGUCACUGUCCAGCAGGCCGCGUUCUGCCACAGCCCACAGUCAAUCCGCCCCAUGGACAGACAGGGAGAAAGUUCUCAUCUGAGGAGCCAUGAUGGGGCAGAUUCAACCCAUGGAAGUGCCAGCGCCGGGAAUGACAGAGAUAGCACACCGUUGGCCACAGCCCCCAAAGUCUCAGCCUCACUCAUCCACCCCUUCCCAGGAGCCCAGCCCACCAAAAGGACUCCAGAGGCUUUUGUGUCUAUUCAACUGGAAAAAUUGGGACUGCGUGACAUGAUGCUGAAUACCUUCCUCCAAAGGAAACAGACCAUGGGCAAGCGAGUGAAGAAGUCUGAUGAAAUUGGGAAAGUCAAGCGGGAAUUGAUUGUAGAAUACUGUCAGAAGCUGAAUCAUCGCAUGUCCCAAUACUCUCUCCGGGGACAAAUCAUUGCCUACUGCAACAGCCUGAGAGCCCUGUUGGAGGACUUCCCUACCAUCAGAAAUACCUUCUUCAUGAUUGGGCAACCACAAGAAAGAAAGAGAGAGAAGGGCUCUAAGGAAGAUUCUGGUAAUCUAAAAGCUGAGAUUUCCCUCUAACAUUUUAGGAGUUUUCAGCUCCGGCCACGAUGCUUGCUGUCUUCUGAUGGAAGAACCUUCCUCAAUUUAUGGUUCAUACCCCAUCACUUGGAGGUGCUGAUCAUGUUCAAAACUCUGCCAGAAAAGGAAGCCUUUAGAGCCCUGAAGCUCACUUUGAGGAUUAUAGCGCCUCUGCAUGACAUAGUCGCCUAUCUCUUCAGCUUUGCUAAACUUGGAAGUGGCAAGGAACGUUUUGAUUUUCCUCUAAGUCCCAAACCUCUAAAAGCUGACUGGGGAGGAAUUGAAGGCAUAGGGGCUGAACUUAGAGAUGUGCAGAGAAUGAUUGACAGUCUUCAGAACCCCCAGGAUCCUAACCAAGUGGCCCAGUCACUAAUGAUCCGAAGAGAAGUUAUGUUUCUACAAUUUGAUGCAGCUGUGAGACACCUUAUCCGAGGAACAUAUUUGCUGGCUGGAAAUGUUUCUGCCUACCAGACUGUCACAGAUUCCUUGUUCCAUGGGUUACAACCAAUGAGCAACAAUCUUGUAAAGUCUGUAUUUGCUUCACAACUCUGUCUUCCUCAGCCCCUUGAUCCACAGAGCCACCAGGCAUUCGUGCUGUUUCCUUGGAGGGCAUUCCUAGCAGAUGGAGGACCAUUUCCAGUUAUCCUCAGCAGCCCAGACCCCUUAGAAUAUAAUAUGCAGUUGUGCCUGUGUGGAUUGAAUGAUCAAGACCGAAAAGUGGCCCAUGGGGAGCUGGUGUCUGUGCGGUUGCUGAUGGAGGAUGUGCUCCUGAGCAGCUAUGACAGAGUGAUGGAAGAUCCCCGAGGACCAUACACCUCACCAGAGAAAAAUAAGCAGUCCAAAGUGAACAAAAUGGCUGAAUUAAAUGGAAGUCCAUCAUGGGGCAGCCCAGAGACCUUCAGAACACUCGAGAAGCAGCGGGAUCCACUGACUGCCUAUUCUUUCCUGAGAUCUUUUCUUAUUAUCUGGAAGCAGCUUGAAAUGCUAAAGGAGGAAUGGGGCCGACUCAAGCUGAGGGUGGUAGACAUCAACACAGUUGCUCUGUACCAACAGUUUUUGGAGCUCUAUGGAGCUAAUAUUCUUUAUCCUACCAUGAAAACCAUAGCCAGGCAGAUGGGCAAAGAAGAGGAAUUUGAAGGACUUGUAAUAAGUUGUCGAUCUAUACUUCCUCCCAAAGGAGCUUCGGAAGUUGAAAUCAAAACCCGCCAGCUUCAAAAACUUCUGGAAAAUUUUGAAAGUCAUAUGAUCCAUGAGGUGCUAAGAAAAGUUAACAAGGAAAUAGCUUUAGUUAUGUCAGAAAAGGCUAAAGAAGACUGUGUCCUCCCUACAGAGCUCUGGAAACACCAAGUUAUGAAAGAAAAUGUGUCCAUUGUAAGGCCACAAAUAGUUGAAAUUUUUAUGCAGCGGUUAAUGGAAAGUUACCAAGAUGGUGAGCUGGAGAUCACUUUUAAGAAAGACCACUUAGAGACAUGUCUCCUUUCUCUGGGUUGUGAUGUGAUGGCCAGAGAACGCAGCAACUUUGAGACCUAUUCCAUGUUUUAUGAAAAUUUGUUGCAGCAAGCCAAUCAGAUGCUCUACCAGAAGGAACAAGAAUUAAAUGCAGUAAGAACAGCUCAAAGUCCACCUGAAGAAAAUAUUCAUCAGGUAGCAGGGCUGGUGCAGGAUAUGAUCUUGGAAAUCACUGCUCUCAGAGCCAGACUCACAGAUCUAGAAGAUGAGAGUCUCAACCUCAAGGAAAAGAUAAGGAAAGAAGUCCAAGAGGAAUAUGAAGCCUUAGUUCGAGCCUUAUUUGCAACCUGUUUACACAUCAAAGAGAAAUUGGAUGAGCAUCAGCUUAAAAUGAGCCAGAAAGUGUGUGAUCUCAUCAGCGAAGUGAGAAAAGAAGGGGUUGACAGUAUGAUUGAUUUGAAGAAAAAAAUUGGCUUCAACAAAGCUGCUAAUGGAUUGAAAGAAAACUUAGCCAAAGAGCAGCUUCAGGCCCUACAGGAGGAAAACGGUCGACUGGAGGAGCUGGUGUGCAAGAUGAAGACCAUGAGCCACUGGAGACUAACCGUACAGCAGGAGCAGCUCCAAAGACAGCUAAGAAAUGCAGAAGAGGACGCGACACAAAGUAAAAAAAAAUGUUUGAGAAUCAAGGUAAUGGCUGAACGCAAGAGUGUUUUACUGCAACAACAAUUACUGGCUUUAAGGAAGGCUCUGGCCAAAUCUCAAGCGGAGAAUUUGAAGAUGGAGAAGCAGCUUGACAAGCAGAAACAGUUGUUGAAAGAAUUUGAAUACAAAAUGACCCAUGAAACUCUAAGUAGGCAACAAUUGGAUGUAAUAAAAACAUCCAGCAUGGAGAAACUCUUGGAGGACAUAGAGAAGAAAGAACAAAGGCUCUAUCUUCUCACUGAGGAAGCAGAAAGAUCUUCUAAGAUGAGCCAACUCCAACAAAAGAAAAUUAAGAAAGAAAUCCAACAGAUAAGAAGCCAACUUGCCCAAGAACGAAGUUUAAAGUUGGAUGCAUUCCAGCGAGUGGAUGAACUGCAGAGUCAGCUUUAUCAUAUCGAAAGUGCAUCAAUCCAAAUAAAUUCACCGGGAGGUCUUACAUCAUGGGCUAACUAUACUCGAAGUUCUGUCUCUAGUCCAUGCAGAUAUUCUCAACAAUACCUUUUAAAGUCUGAUCCUAAAAGCAGUGAAAUAAAAAGGAUUCGAAGGCCAAGGACUGUACCCACUAAAUGCAGAAGAGGAGGAGAAUCUUGCUUACCCAAUGUGAUCGAUAAUGUUCAGCCGGCAGCUUUUCGCAUUCCUACUGCUGAGCAAACCACACUCCUGCUCAGGCCUACACAUUGGUAGUCACAGCUGCUCUUUUCAAGUUUUUCUAAAAGGAACUAACUACUCCCCUGCUUCUAAGUUAUUGAAUAAAAAUGGCUAUAAAA